CGCCAAUCGAUUUGCCCUCCUCGAUCGGGAUGCGGCAUCGAUUCUCUUUUACCUUUACUCUUCAGUCAAUUAGUCCGAAAAAACAUACAUACCGAAGUAGGAUUAACCUUUUUAUUUUUAUUUUAUCUUUAUUGUAAAUGUGGAACGGGCUUAGUCGAAUCGGGUUCCGGCGAGUUGGCUAGCCUAUUUCAUCCGCUCCCGGUAUUGUGCCGAAUCGAAAUAAUUGAACUGGAAUGAGUCAAACGUAUAUUUAUUUACUUUAAUAUAAGUGCACUCCGACUCGAUCUUCUAAUUACACACGGAGAGACACAUCAAAGGCGAGAGAUACGCGACCUUCUCUCCGACACCCGAAUGAGGAUAUAUUUAUAAAAAAGCACGUUUCCCACCAGGUAAAUAACAACAAUUUAUCAAAACAACGGGUUUUUCCUUAAAAACAGAAUCAGGAGCUUGUUAAAAAAGUAACGCUCCGAGUGAAAAUGGAUGAACUAAUUAAUAUACGGUAAUUAAAUAUAAUUCCGGAUCGAUAGAAACGUGACAAACGGGUGAAAUGAGGCCGCGUUUUUAAUUUUGUCUAGCUUUUUCGUUUUUAAAUGUUAUUGAAGUUAAAAAAUAUAUAUAUAAAAAAGUGAAAGGCCCUCGUUCUAUUUUAAUCUUAUCGAAAUGAAUUUAUCUCGUGACGAGGCGUCGAAGGUCGCGUCCAAAAAUCCGAUAAUAGGAAGCGGUCGGAGGGUGAACGCGGAGCCGAGCCGGAGCGGGAUGGGUUGGCCGCCGCGGAGGAGUCUGAGGCCGAGGACGGAGCUGAGGAGCUACGCGGAGAGCCCGGACAUCGUCGUCGUCUCGGAUGACGAGCCCAAGACGAACGGCUAUUUCAACGGGGCCUGCGAGACCGACGACGAAGACCUGCCUAUGCCACCGUUGCCCCCGCUCAAGGAACUCACCGACGAUGAGCUCUGCGAGAGGAAGAAGGUCGUCCGGAGGCUGAGGGACGAACUGAGGAACGAGGAGAUGACGCUCGUCCUCCUCAAGAAGUUGAGGCAGUCGCACCAGAUGAAGGAGAACAUCGCAGUCGUGGCCCCUUGUACGGCGCCGCAGGCCGCCACUCCCACUCAUACGAAGCAGGUGCCUCCUCCUCGCACCAGCAGCAAGCCGCCCGCUUCGGUCCAGCCGUCGGUACACCACCUGUUGAGACAGCCUUCGUUGGAUGCAAGAGGCCCUCCGACUGUCCAUGUGCCCCCACCUAUCCCUAGUCGGAGUCAUUCUUCCUCUGUGCCUUCGCUCCAUCAAUCCAACAGCAUGCCGAGGAACAGUCUGGGCGGUCGGAACAUGGGAAUGGGUUAUCCGCCGGAGAGAAAGGAUCCAAGGCAUUCCCCCGUCCCGCCUGUUGCCCAACAGCUCUCUGGCAACAUCGACAAGGUUGGUCUCAACAUGAGCAUCACUCCUGUCGAUCAGGACAGAAUGAGGAUGGACGAAUCCCAAACCCCUGCACAAAGGCAAGCAGCUGCAAAACUGGCUCUUAGAAAGCAACUCGAGAAGACACUGCUUCAAAUCCCUCCUCCAAAACCACCACCACCAGAGAUGCACUUUAUCCCGAAUCCUUCGAACACGGAAUUUAUUUAUUUAGUAGGUUUAGAGCAUGUUGUCGAUUUUAUAACUAAAGACAAUCGCAGUCCUCCCCCGCCUGAACCUUUCAGGUGUUCGCAGUGUUCGACGAAUUUCACACCUGUGUGGAAAUGGGAGAAAGGUAGUAUUAAAAACAAAGAGCCACGGGUUAUCUGUGAACAGUGCGUUACGUCAAAUGUUAAAAAAGCUCUCAAGGCAGAACACACAAACCGGCUAAAAACGGCAUUUGUCAAGGCUUUGCAACAGGAACAGGAGAUAGAGCAGAGGCUAGCGCAGGGAUCCCCUCAACCGGAACCACCAGUGCCCCCGCAGCCUCUUGUCAAGCCAGCCACCCCAAAGCCCCCUCCUGGGAUACCUUCUCCCAACAGAGAUCAUCUGGCGAAAUUGGCAGACACGGCCAAAUUCAACCCUCAUCACGCAGCGGCGGCUUUGCAUCAACAGCUCCUCAGAGGCCUCCCUCAGCAUCAGCCUCUUCCGGCUCACAUGCUACCCUUUUCACCACUUCUGUACCCUUAUCAGCUAGCAAUGGCACAAGCGGCUGGUGGCAAAGGACCCGUUGCUGCAGCAGCAGCCAACAUCGCCGAACUCCAGCGACAGGCUGUAGACAUCCAGAGGCAAUACUUACUCGACAUGAUACCAGCUUCACUACCCGGGAGUGUUCAGAGAUCGGGGUCUGAAUUUUAUAAGUAAAUUUAAAUAACCAAAAACACAUUUUGCUUAUAAAAAAAAAAGAAAGAAAAGUAUAUGUACCUAAUUGUUGUAAGUUGGAUAUUUAUAUGCCCAACACAAUCUCUUUUAAAAUUGUGUUCAUGGGAAGUAGUCAGAAUGGUAGCGGACUGUGAUAUUCAUCUUCUUCGACGGGAAAAAGCUCCCCUUUUAGAAUAUCCCUUUCUGUUACAAAACACCCUGAAAGGAAUUUUUUAAUUCUCCGUUAUGUGACAUGUCCGGCAGGCAUUGUCGUUGUGAAGCUCAUGCCAACUUUUUGCUCAGAGGCUUUAGUGCUGCCCUGAAGGCCUACCGCCCAAAUGAGGUAAUUUUGGCUGAAAUCUUGUCCGCAGCAAAAAUUUAAAAAACUUAAAAAAAUAUAUUACUUUUCGUUUUAAUUGAUUUUCCAUGUUUAAAAAAUUGUUUUUAACUAGACUCUUUGAUCUACAUUGUACUUUGUAAAUAUGAAGUAGAAUAUUGGUGUGUGGAAAAAUAAAGAUAAAAAAACUUUUAUUUAAAUUCUUAAAAACUAUUGGUGUGUUAUUUAAGACUUUUUACACUGUGUGACUAAUUAAAUUAUGCGUUUUUUAACAAUAGGUAGAAAAAAAGUUUAUUGUUUUAAGUAAGUUUUCAAGCGGUUCUCUCACAGUACAGCCGCACAAAGUAUAUUUUCUUUUUUUUUUGUAAAUAUAUUUAUUUUUAAAAUAUCUUUUGACUUGUACACACAUUUUUUAUGUAUUACACUGUACAUAAAUUGUAUCGCCAAUUAUGGCAUUUUACAAAAUGAAAAAUUUA
This is a messenger RNA of Cimex lectularius (bed bug), 3120 nucleotides long. It is a transcript of the gene simj, whose product is annotated as transcriptional repressor p66-beta. Gene Ontology annotation, biological process: negative regulation of transcription by RNA polymerase II. The coding region runs from base 661 to 2310 and encodes 549 amino acids. NCBI's taxonomy places the organism in Eukaryota, Metazoa, Arthropoda, Insecta, Hemiptera, Cimicidae. The record is from RefSeq and is a predicted model, not a curated record. The transcript has a single exon. Gene Ontology annotation, cellular component: NuRD complex.